UGUAGCAAGUUAAGUAAACAAAGAAGAUGCAUGAGAAAACGAAAAGGCAAAGUUGAUAAUCCAAGCCUGAUCUAGGCAAUAUUUUGCCAGCGUGAGUGGAAGAAAUGUAAAAUGACCAACCGAAUGGUACUGGCAAUGGCGGAGACUAAGUUUUGGCUCUUUACCCUGCUGCUUGUUGUUAUGGUGUUUUUGCCUUGGGUUUCGUGUUCCCCGAUUUCCCAGUGCAGCCCAACAGAGUUUUCAGUGACCGUUGAGUCGAUGGCACGUCAUCAAAAGGCCAAAAGAUUCUUGCUAAUCACCGAAAAUCUUAACGGUGAAUUCAGUCUGUCCUUCACUGGGAGGAAAGGAGCAUCAGGAACAAAAUUCAUCUGCAAAAGAGAAUGUUCUGGUCAAAACCUAAUGUAUUCCUUCAGACCCUCCAAAAAGCCGGACUUCAUCUUAGCUGUGGAGAAUGGACAGUUGAUGGUAAAGAAUGCAUCGACAGUGCGGGAUCCUACAGACACUAAGUUUGAAAAGAAAAAGAUCGUAAUGACAUACCAUGACAGUGACCGAAACUCGGAGGUUAACAUGGAAUAUGACGCACUGAUGUCUUUAUCCGGACCUCGAGCGGUAAUUAGGGGCCACCACAAGUCCGGAAAACUGUUCCUAGACAAGAAAAAGAACUGGAAAGACUGUCGCGCGUGGGUUAAAAUAGACAUUAUAUAGUGGUGCGUCCACUUAGCAAUAUUCAAUUCAAUCAUCUUUCAUAACUGCACUUGUGCAGAUUACUGAAAUGGUUUUUUUUUUUAUAUAGUCGGACAUGGCUCAUUGAACUAAAACUUAAAUAUGCACACACUUCGGGGUUUUUGACCCUUGUUAAUCUUGAAAAACAGUACAAUAUUAGUGGUAAAUGGCGCUUACCGUAUUUACUUGUGCCUAAUUAAUUUAACCUUAACUUUAUGAGGAAGUCAUUUACUUACAUCAGAACGAAGCUCUGGAACAAUCUGCAUUCAAGUGUAAACAGACCAUCAAUGUUGCCCAUUUUAAUGUGUAAACUUAGAAAAUAAGACUUUUCAUAUUUUUUUUUAAAUUCAACUACACUCCGUAGAGUACAAAUACCGCCCAAGACGAGUACAAAUAUC
This is a messenger RNA of Stylophora pistillata, 1121 nucleotides long. RefSeq lists its product as uncharacterized. Lineage: Eukaryota; Metazoa; Cnidaria; Anthozoa; Scleractinia; Pocilloporidae. The record is from RefSeq and is a predicted model, not a curated record.